AUGGCAAAAUUUGUUUUUACCUUAAGUAUAUCUAUCUAUCUAUCUAUCUAUCUAUCUAUCUAUCUAUCUAUCUAUCUAUCUAUAUAUAUAUAUAUAUAUAUAUAUAUAUAUAUAUAUGUACAAAUAUUCAUCUUUUAUUUUAAUUGUUGCUUUUCAAUUUAUUUGUCACUAUUUCAUUUUUUCGUUGCUUCAUUAUUUGAUUCGCUCACACAUUUUUUACUGUUUAUUUCAUUCUUUCUGACUUCUCCCUUUCCUUCUUUCUUCUCCCUUUCUUUCUUCACCCUUUCCUUCUUUCUUCUCCCUUUCUUUCUUCACCCUUUCCUUCUUUCUUCUCCCUUUCUUUCUUCGCCCUUUCCUUCUUUCUUUUCCUUUUCUUUCUUCUCCCUUACCUUCUUUUUUCUACCUUUCCUUCUUUCUUCUUCCUUUCUUUCUUCUACUUUUCCUUCUUUCUUCUCCCUUUCUUCUACCUUUCCUUAUUUCUUCUCCUUUUCUUUCUUUUCCCUUUCCUUUUUUUUCUACCUUUCCUUCUUUCUUCUCCCUUUCUCUCUUCUCCUUUUUCUUCUUUCUUCUCCCUUUCUUUCUUCUCCUUUUCCUUCUUUCUUCUCCCGUUCUUUUUUUACCUUUCUUUCUUUCUUCUCUCUUUCUUUCUUCUCCCUUUCCUUCUUUCUUCUCCCUUUCUUUCUUUCUUUCUUUAUUCUCCCUUUCUUUCUUCUCCCUUUCCUUCUUUCUUUCUCCUUUCUUUCUUCUCCCUUACCUUCUUUCAUCUCCUUUCUUUCUUUCUUUCUUUCUUUCUUUCUUUCUUUCUUUCUUCUCCCCUUCCUUCUUUCUUCUCCCUUUCCUUCUUCUCCGUUUCCUUCUUUCAUCUCUCUUUCCUUCUUUCUUCUCCCUUUCUUUCUUUCUUUCUUCUCCCUUUCUUUCGUCUCCCUUUCCUUCUUCUCCGUUUCCUUCUUUCAUCUCCCUUUCCUUCUUUCUUCUCCCUUUCUUUCUUUCUUUCUUCUCCCUUUCUUUCGUCUCCCUUUCCUUCUUUCUUCUCCCUUUCUUUCUUCUCCCUUUCCUUUUUUAUACCUUUCUUUCUUUCUUUCUUUCUUCUACCUUUCUUUUUUCUCCCUUUGUUCACUUUCUUUCUUUAAGCUGUUUUACUUUCUUUCUUUCUUUCUUUCUUUCUUUCUUUCUUUCUUCUUCUUAAUUUCGUUUUUUUCUAUCUAUCUAUCUAUCUAUCUAUCUAUCUAUCUAUCUAUUAAUUAUAAUUGGAGAUUGUUCUUUCUUUUUCUUUCUUUCUUUCUUUCUUUCUUUCUUUCUCUUUAUUCCGUUUCUUUCUUUCUUUCUAUCAAUUAUAAUUGGAGAUUGUUCUUUCUUUUAUUUUUCUUUCUUUCUUUUUCUUUAUUGUUUUUUUCUUCUUUCUUUCUUUUUUUCUUUUCAAUCAUCCAUAACUGGGGACUGUUCUUUCUUACAUUUUUCUUUCUUACGCUGUUCUUUCAUUUUUCUUUCCUACUUUUUCUUCCUUUCUUUUUUCUCUCUGACUUACUUUUUUUCUUUCUUUCUUUUUUUAUUCUUUCUUUGAUUUUGAUUGUUUCUUAUUUUUUUCGUUUCUUUCAUGAUUUUUUAAUUAAUUUCUUUUCCUUUCUUUUCAUGCAAUUCUUUCUUUUCAUUUUUACUCGUUCUAUUCUUCAUUUCUGCCAAUUGAUGUUCCCCAUUCUGCGAGGCAAAAUCACUUUAACACUGUCGAUACUUCCCUACUAUCUAUCUAUCUAUCUAUCUAUCUAUCUAUCUAUCUAUCUAUCUAUCUAUCUAUCUAUUCACGCAACUAUCUAUCUAUCUAUCUAUCUAUCUAUCUAUCUAUCUAUCUAUUCACGCAACUAUCUGUCUAUUCACGCAUCUAUCUAUCUAUCUAUCUAUCUAUCUAUCUAUCUAUCUAUCUAUCUAUCUAUUCACGCAACUAUCUAUCUAUUCACGCAUCUAUCUAUCUAUCUAUCUAUCUAUUCACGCAACUAUCUAUCUAUUCACGCAUUUAUCUAUUCACGCAUCUAUCUAUCUAUCUAUCUAUCUAUCUAUCUAUCUAUCUAUCUAUCUAUCUAUCUAUCUAUCUAUCUAUCUAUCUAUUCACGUAUCUAUCUAUCUAUCUAUCUAUUCACGCAUCUAUCUAUUCACGCAACUAUCUAUCUAUCUAUUCACGCAUCUAUCUAUCUAUCUAUCUAUCUAUCUAUCUAUCUAUCUCUCUAUCUAUCUAUCUAUUCACGCAUGUAUCUAUCUAUUCACGCAACUAUCUAUCUAUCUAUCUAUCCAUCUAUCCAUCUAUCUAUCUAUCUAUUCAUGCAUCUAUUCAUCUAUCUAUCUAUCUAUCUAUCUAUCUAUCUAUCUAUCUAUCUAUCCAUCCAUCUAUCUAUCUAUUCACGCAACUAUCUAUCUAUUCACGCAUCUAUCUAUCUAUCUAUCUAUCUAUCUAUCUAUCUAUCUAUCUAUCUAUCUAUUAACGCAACAUUCACGCAUCUAUCUAUCUAUCUAUCUAUCUAUCUAUCUAUCUAUCUAUCUAUCUAUCUAUCUAUUCACACAACUAUCUAUCUAUUCACGCAUCUAUCUAUCUAUCUAUCUAUUCACGCAACUAUCUAUCUAUUCAUGCAUCUAUCUAUCUAUCUACCUAUUCACGCAACUAUCUAUCUAUUCACUCAUCUAUCUAUCUAUCUAUCUAUCUAUCUAUCUAUCUAUCUAUCUAUCUAUCUCAGUCUCAGUAAAAAGAAAUCAGUCUAUCUAUCUAUCUAUCUAUCUAUCUAUCUAUCUAUCUAUCUAUCUAUCUAUAGAGAGCGACAGUUACUCUCUUGCGCCAUAUCUAUCUAUCUAUCUAUCUAUCUAUCUAUCUAUCUAUCUAUCUAUCUAUCUAUCUCAAUCUGUACAUAUCUGUCUGAGUCCGUAAACAUCUAUCCGUUCAUUUAUCUAUAA
This is a messenger RNA of Acanthosepion pharaonis, 2934 nucleotides long. The record is from the annotation of a GenBank genome assembly. Lineage: Eukaryota; Metazoa; Mollusca; Cephalopoda; Sepiida; Sepiidae.